GAUGCCUAUGAUAAAAGGGGGAGUUUGUUCCCCUCUUUUCAACUUUUAUUCCAUUUUCCCUUUUACUGAAAUUUCAGAUUUCAUUAUUUCUCCCCCCUUCCCCCGACAGCAAUUAGGAUUUGGGCUUUUGAUAAUGGCGUUAGAGGCUGUAGUUUACCCUCAAGACCCCUUUCCUUAUGUUUUCGACGAUUUCUCCACCGUGGGCGGCGGAGUUGGCUUUGACUUUUGUUUACAGAAUGAAGAUAAAACUCUUCUGGGGAUUCUUCAGCAACCCAAUCAUCAUGAUCUCCAUGCAAAUUGGGACUCUUCAUCCACUAACUCAACGAUGCAACACACUAAGGAUCAAUGGGAUCCUUAUUCUUCACCUGAAACUUGCACCGUUGAUCAAUCUCUCCCCGGCCCCAUAAGAUUCCCUCCAUUAAUGGAAACUCCGGCACCAGCAACGACGACCACCAACAGUAGGCGAAAACGUCGACGAACAAGGAGCAGCAAGAACAAAGAAGAGCUAGAGAAUCAGAGAAUGACUCAUAUUACCGUUGAACGUAAUCGCCGGAAACAAAUGAACCAGUACCUCGCUGCACUCAGAUCCUUGAUGCCGCCUUCAUAUGUUCAAAGGGGCGAUCAAGCGUCGAUAAUUGGCGGAGCCAUUGAUUUUGUUAAGGAAUUAGAGCAGCUGUUGAAGUCGAUGGAAGCUCAUAAGCGAACCACUCAACAACCGCAGCAUGAUGCUUAUUCUUCACCCUUUGCUGAGUUUUUCACCUUUCCACAGUUCUCAACUCGUGCAACUCAGUGCAACAGUAAUCAACAACAGCACAUGGCUGCGGCCACCGCGACGGCCGAAAGCGUGGCGGACAUAGAAGUGACUAUGGUGGAGAGCCAUGCAAACCUUAAGAUACUCUCCAAGAAACAACCCAGGCAGCUCUUAAAACUGGUUGCUGGUUUACAAGGCCUAAGGCUCGUCGUUCAACACCUCAAUGUCACAACCAUGAAUGAAAUGGCUCUUUAUUCAGUUAGUGUCAAGGUUAGAACAAAACAACCCAAUUUAUUUAACCCCUUUUCAUCUUUCAGUCGAAGAUAUACCCUUUUUUUAAAACAAAAAUCAAUGGAUGAAAACCAUGACAGGUAGAGGAAGGAUGCCAUUUGAGCACUGUGGAUGAAAUUGCAGCUGCUGUUAACCAAAUGCUAGUAAGACUCCUAGAAGAAACUGGUUUUUAGCUAAAUUUUGUGGCUCCAAAAAUGCCUGAAUCUAAAGGAUUCCAUAGUCCUUUGCUAUCAAGCUUCUUGCAACUUCCAAAUACUUCCUGUAAUUUGGAGACAUACAAUGUAGUAUUUACAGUGUUUUUUUUUUUUUUCCCCCUAAUUAAGAGAAGAAAUUGCAUGUUACAA
This is a messenger RNA of Gossypium arboreum, 1386 nucleotides long. RefSeq names its product transcription factor bHLH96-like. The transcript is spliced from 2 exons. Gene Ontology annotation, molecular function: RNA polymerase II cis-regulatory region sequence-specific DNA binding; protein dimerization activity; DNA-binding transcription factor activity, RNA polymerase II-specific. The record is from RefSeq and is a predicted model, not a curated record. NCBI's taxonomy places the organism in Eukaryota, Viridiplantae, Streptophyta, Magnoliopsida, Malvales, Malvaceae. Bases 2 to 1126 code for a protein of 374 amino acids. Gene Ontology annotation, biological process: regulation of transcription by RNA polymerase II.